Messenger RNA from Spinacia oleracea (spinach), 2256 nucleotides. Its product is annotated as endoglucanase 2. The transcript has 6 exons. Gene Ontology annotation, biological process: carbohydrate metabolic process. The record is from RefSeq and is a predicted model, not a curated record. Gene Ontology annotation, molecular function: hydrolase activity, hydrolyzing O-glycosyl compounds. NCBI's taxonomy places the organism in Eukaryota, Viridiplantae, Streptophyta, Magnoliopsida, Caryophyllales, Amaranthaceae. The coding region runs from base 332 to 1918 and encodes 528 amino acids.
AAGGGGGAAAGACAACUGUAUUAACUAAUGUUAAUUUAGAUUUGAAUGUGUCGGCGCUAGCUAAAUCUUCACAUUUGGCACCAACCCUCUCUUAGAUCUACAAACUUGCUUAAUUUGAUUGCACUUAUUAUUACCCAACCACAUUUACCAAAAUUUACAGCUCCAUUGAUCAUAGAAACACCAAAAACACACAAAAAGACAUCGACAUUUCAACAAAACAUCGCCAUUACACCACCUUAAAUUUUCACAAGUCAAACAAUUACAUUAAUCCCAUUAAAUCAAACAAUUACAUUGUAAUUAUUCGAAUUUCAUAAACUGAUUUUGGUUAAAAAUGGGGGAAGAAAAAGGGUCGAAAGGAGGCUGUUGUGGUUGGAUUUUGGUGUUGAUAGUUGCGGCAUUCAUUGUUGCAGGUUUAGUGGUGGCAUUUAGAUCAAAAUUCCACCAUUCCGAUAAACCCGAACCCAUCCCGGGUCCACCGGGUGCCAUUGUUACUAAAUAUUCCGAUGCCCUCAAACUUGCUAUGCAGUUUUUUGAUGUCCAAAAAGCUGGUAAGUUGGAAGAUAACAAGAUAUCAUGGAGAGGCAAUUCCGCUACAGAUGAUGGGAGUGAGGCAAAGCUAGACCUCUCAAAAGGGUUGUAUGAUGCUGGUGACCACAUAAAGUUUGGGUUCCCAAUGGCCUUCACUGCAACUGUAUUGUCGUGGGCUAUUCUCGAGUAUGGGGAUCAAAUGGCUGCCACAAAGCAGCUUCAACCUGCUCAAGAGAACCUCAAGUGGAUCACCGACUAUCUUGUCAAUGCUCACCCUAGAGAUAAUGUCCUCUACAUUCAGGUUGGUGAUCCUGAACUGGAUCAUAAAUGCUGGGAAAGGCCUGAAACUAUGACUGGGGAAAGGCCGCUUACACAAGUGAAUAUUUCUACACCUGGAACAGAAGUUGCAGCAGAAACAGCAGCAGCUAUGGCAGCAGCAUCCCUUGUGUUUAAGUCGAGUGACGCUACCUAUUCAAGCACUCUUUUGAAGCAUGCUAAACAACUUUUUGACUUUGCUGACAAGUACAAAGGUUCUUACAGUGAAAACAUUCCCGAAGUUGCAACUUAUUAUAACUCCACAGGUUUUGGAGACGAGCUCUUGUGGUCUGCAAGCUGGCUGUAUCACGCAACCAAAGAUGACACUUAUUUGGAAUAUGUGAAUGAGAAUGGGAAAGAAUUUGCUAACUUCGGAAGUCCAUCCUGGUUUAGUUGGGAUAAUAAACUUGCAGGAACUCAGGUACUACUGUCUAGGGUCAAUCUUUUUUCUUCAAAGGAUCUAUCCAGUUCUGCAAACUCUGGCCUUCUGAUGUAUAGGAAAACCGCUGAGGCUGUGAUGUGUGGCCUCAUACCAAAAUCUCCAACAGCAACAUCUAGCAGAACAGAUGGUGGUCUUAUAUGGGUAAGUGAGUGGAAUGCACUUCAGCAUCCGGUCGCAGCUGCAUUUUUGGCUGUUAUCUACAGUGAUUACAUGCUUUCAUCUAGAACAGCAAGGAUAUCUUGCGAUGGACAUUCCUAUAAACCAUCAGAUCUUCGAAAGUUUGCCCUCUCACAGGCUGAUUAUGUGUUGGGAAACAAUCCAAUGAAAAUGAGCUUUCUUGUGGGUUAUGGGGAUAAUUAUCCACAAUAUGUGCACCAUAGAGGAGCUUCAAUCCCAGCAAAUUCAAAAACUGGGUGUGAAGAUGGAUUUAUUUGGCUAAAUUCUACAAAACCCAACCCAAAUGUUGCUGUUGGAGCACUUGUUGGAGGGCCCUUCUUGAAUGAAACGUUUAUUGAUAAUCGAAAUAACUCGAUGCAAACAGAACCGAGCACGUAUAACAGUGCCCUUAUUGUCGGCCUCUUAUCGGGUUUGGUCACAACUUCUUCAGUAGUUCCAUCUUUUACAUCAAGUUAAAGCCAAAACUAUAAACUACAUCAUUAUUGUAUCUAAGCUGUAUUUUUUAUUGUCCAUAUCUAGUUAUCUACGUAGGUAUCGUCGCUUUUGUCAUCAUAGUGCAAUGAUUAGAUGUGUUUAAUUAAACAAACCAGCCAUGGUGUGUACGGACUACGGAGUAGUUAUUAGAUGUCAACUUCUGUGUUUGAUGUGUGGAUUGGAUUCAACAUGGCUACAGAGAUGCACCAAGAUUGUUGUAGACUGCUUUUUGGUUUAAGGUCUAUGAGUGUGUAUCAGGAAAUACAACAGUGAUUUCUACUUAAUUAUUUCAUCUUCUCGAAUUAAACUUGAUUGCGAAA